UUUUUCCGUGGUAGUAUGGUAUUACUCCUAUUACUCUCCAAGUCUUUUUCUCUCUCUCUCUGGCCUUCUAGUCUUCUCUCGGUGCGCGCGCGAAGGUGGUCGUGGUGGUACGAUGGAGGACGGGGAGCAUAACGAUAACGGCGGGGGGAGCGGCCACAACGUGGUGGACAUCUACCCUCUGAGCCGUUACUACUUCAGCUCGAAGGACGCUAUCCCGGAGAAAGACGACUCCUUGGCCGACAGGAUCCAGCGGUUGAAAGCCAGCUACGCGGCUCAUGGGUUGAGGACUUGCGUCGAAGGGGUUCUUCUGGUUGAAUUGUUUCAACACCCUCAUGUGUUAUUGUUGCAAGUGAAAAACUCAUUCUUUAAGCUUCCUGGAGGUCGGCUGAGACCUGGUGAAUCAGAUAUUGAAGGAUUGAAACGCAAGCUUUCAAGAAAGCUCUCCCUUGACGAAAGCUGCGUAAAUGAUGAGUGGCAGGUAGAUGAAUGCAUUGGAAUUUGGUGGAGGUCUGAGUUUGAGACUCUGCCAUUUCCAUAUUUGCCACCUAAUACACACAGACCUAAGGAAUGCGCGAAGCUUUUCUUGGUUAGGCUGCCAAGGAACCGGCAAUUUGUUGUACCAAAAAACUUGAAGCUGCUUGCAGUUCCAUUAUGCCAGAUACAUGAUAAUUCGAAGACAUAUGGUCCUAUAAUCUCUGGAAUUCCGCAUCUACUUUCGAAAUUCUACUUCAAUACCAUCCAUGAUUGAAGCAGAGCUAAUAAUAUUUGGUCCGUGCAUGCAUGGAGUAUAUGGGUAAAUUGCUAAAGUGCAGAAGAGAAGAUACUGGACCAAGGAUCCGUAUAUAUUUGUUGAUAUGUCUUUGUAGGUCCUUGAGAGUCGAAAGGUGAGAUAUGAUCCUCUUCACAUCUUUUGUUGAUUGCCAUAUAUUAACUAAAGAAGACUUGAAACUGUUUUGUGGUAGCAAACACUCACUACAUUUGAGUAUAUUUUGAUAUCAGAUUUUUUGAUGCAACCAUAAAGAUUGGCUGGUGAGGCUUGU
Messenger RNA from Elaeis guineensis (African oil palm), 1040 nucleotides. RefSeq names its product pre-mRNA cleavage factor Im 25 kDa subunit 1. Gene Ontology annotation, cellular component: mRNA cleavage factor complex. Lineage: Eukaryota; Viridiplantae; Streptophyta; Magnoliopsida; Arecales; Arecaceae. Gene Ontology annotation, biological process: mRNA 3'-end processing. The record is from RefSeq and is a predicted model, not a curated record. Gene Ontology annotation, molecular function: mRNA binding.